Austrofundulus limnaeus is the source of this 447-nucleotide messenger RNA. RefSeq names its product coagulation factor XIII A chain. The record is from RefSeq and is a predicted model, not a curated record. Gene Ontology annotation, molecular function: protein-glutamine gamma-glutamyltransferase activity. Gene Ontology annotation, biological process: blood coagulation, fibrin clot formation; peptide cross-linking. NCBI's taxonomy places the organism in Eukaryota, Metazoa, Chordata, Actinopteri, Cyprinodontiformes, Rivulidae.
UCUGAUCCCAGGAGGCUCCUCUCUGACCUGCACCGAGAUGUUCACGCCUCAGAGGGCCGGCAGAACCAGAGUGUUCGCUACUCUGGACUGUUCUGGUCUCAGACAGGUCUCCGGCCAGGCGUCCAUCAACAUCGAGGCCUGAGGAUCACUGCAGCGUUACGGAAACCCAAAGUCUUUCUGCUUCAGAUACACUUUGUCUUAAAUAAAUGGCCUUUUUUAUGUAAAAAAGUAAAUAACUUCUGCUCCCAAACUAUCAACUAGUUUGAUUAUUUUGCAAACCUGAUGAAAUUAAAUUAUAGACUUGAUUUUUUUCUCACUGAAAGAGUUUCAAACACAAAUAUGCAGGAUUUUUUUAUGUUAAAAGAAAGGAAAUUGACAGUGUUAUUUAAUUUAUCAAUUUAAAUCAGAGGGAUUUUUGCUUUGAAUGUUUAUUUUCCAUUAAAAAAA